GUAUUUGACUGUUAGCCAUUUGGACCCGGCGCAUAUCAGGUGUCUUUCUCUCUCACACACAAGCACGCACCCGCGCGAGCUCGCCGGAGAAGCCGCAGUUCUACAUCUUUCAGUCAUCUUGUCGGGGGAGAUUAUUUACGGCAGGCUCUCUUUGGUUUUUGUGUAUUGAACAAGACGAUGAAUACCGGGGGGGCAAGUUUGUUUAGAAGAUUAAGCAUUAGGGAUCUGAUUGCGGACACACCUGUUUAUACCUCUGCUACUGAUGCAUUUGGACAAGGAUUGAGCUUGGUGUUCAGGCGAUGGGCUACCAAAAAAACGGCAGGAUCCACUAAAAAUGGUCGUGACUCGUUGCCGAAGAAUCUCGGGGUUAAGAAAUUUGGUGGUGAGCGAGUGAUUCCAGGGAACAUCAUUGUUCGUCAAAGGGGCACUCGUUUCCAUCCUGGAGACUACGUUGGAAUCGGGAAAGAUCACACUCUAUAUGCCUUGAAGGAAGGGCAAGUCAAGUUUGAGCGCAGCAAGUUGACUGGGCGCAAAUGGGUUCACAUUGAGCCUAAAGAAGGCUACGACAUUCAUCCUGUCUACGCAAAAGCAGGAGACGCUUCUGAGAUGGAGACAGCAGCUUAAGUGCGCACGUGUGGCAGAUGACCUGAAGCGUUAGGGGUUUGAACCAUGACCUCACAGUCAGAAGUCCAACCCCUACACCAUGAGGCCAUCCCUUACGGGACUAAUUCUUCUCCAUUGUUGAUCUUUGUAGUAAUUGUUAUAGCUUCAAUAUUCUUUCUACGUUAUCUCUGCAUUUAACUAUGGCCACAUUUUGCGAGCCAUGGUUCGAAUUUAUCCGAAUGGCUCAAUUAAGCGUAACAACAUGCGGUUUGGCAUAGUCCAAAAUGUUAGAGCUUUUACACAUGUCGGGUUAUAGUGUUGUGCGAGCCGAGCUACUCGGAAAGCCGC
This is a messenger RNA of Andrographis paniculata, 951 nucleotides long. RefSeq lists its product as uncharacterized. Gene Ontology annotation, biological process: translation. Bases 178 to 624 code for a protein of 148 amino acids. The record is from RefSeq and is a predicted model, not a curated record. The transcript has 5 exons. Lineage: Eukaryota; Viridiplantae; Streptophyta; Magnoliopsida; Lamiales; Acanthaceae. Gene Ontology annotation, cellular component: ribosome. Gene Ontology annotation, molecular function: structural constituent of ribosome.